This is a messenger RNA of Paramecium sonneborni, 784 nucleotides long. The record is from the annotation of a GenBank genome assembly. NCBI's taxonomy places the organism in Eukaryota, Ciliophora, Oligohymenophorea, Peniculida, Parameciidae.
AUGCAACUAAUUUUUGUUUGCAACAUCCAACACUUUUAUUAAUAAUGCUUAAUCUUUUCCUGUCUUCAUAUCCCUAAAAAUAGAAGAAAGCUAUUGUACUAUAUUGAACCCUUAUACUCAAUAUUUAUUCCUUCUAAUUUUAAGGGCUGUAACAUAAAACUAUUAUAUUUAAAAGUAUGCUUAUAACCUAAAACUUGAAUUAUCUUAUAAUCCUUUCCUUUUUGAAACUACAAAUCAUUGGGUAUUUCCUUUUGAUAAAGCAUAGUAUAUUGAAUCAUUUUAUGAUAUCCAUUAGAUAAGAUCUUAUGAAUUUAAAGAAUAUUUAUAAUAGUUUGUUGUAGAAUCUUUCAAUACAGAUGCUAACAGUCUUUAAUCAAAAUAUUUAAUUGAUGAUUACAUUAUUCAGAUAUUUGCAAAUUAUUAAAUUCUUAGAAUUUAACAUAUUUAGAAUAUUGAAGAUGGUAGAUUAAAACAAAGUCUAUAACAAACAUAUUAUUAAAUGGCAAUCUAUUUGAAAGCUAAUUGGAUGAAAGUAAGACCAAAUAUACUGAACAAUCUUUUGAUUCAAUCUAUAAUUUAAAUUAAGUUAAUUAUAAAUAAUUAUUAUUUAUAACCUUAUAUAUUUGCAAGUCGUAAAAAGUUGUGGUUAAUUUGGAUAAAUGAUUUUUAAGAGAUAUUUUCUUACUUUGUAAUUACAUAAACAUAAUUAAUGUAAAUAUUAAAUAGAAUUUGUAUUUAAAUAUUUUUGUUUUUGAUUUACUUUCCUCGUUUAAAAUAUUAAUGA